Molecule: messenger RNA, 384 nt
Organism: Pieris brassicae (large cabbage white)
Lineage: Eukaryota; Metazoa; Arthropoda; Insecta; Lepidoptera; Pieridae
Product: U-scoloptoxin(19)-Sm1a
Exons: 3
Coding region: 61-384 (107 amino acids)
Source: RefSeq, a predicted model, not a curated record
UAUUCUUUGCAAACAGUUGGUGUUAGGUUGUUCCAAAACAAAGUAUAUUAAAAAAAAACAAUGCUCAAGUUGACAGUGUUAUUAAUGUUCUGUAUUGUAUUUGUAAAUACUGCAGAAAAUAGCUACAUAAUAAACGAGUUACCGUGCCUUGUGGCUAAUGGAGAGUGUACCAAAUCGGAAGACUGUCCAACUGGAGUGAGACAAUUGACCGGAUAUUGUCCAAAGCAGGAAAAGAAUGGGAUAAAAUGUUGUUUGUCCCGUACCAUGUCGUGUCGAAGUCGAGGUGGAGAAUGUGUAACAUUCAAAUGUCCAAAAGGACUUACGUUUUCUAGAGCCAAAGAUUGCUCCCAUGACGAAACCUGUUGUAUAUUAGUGCAAAAAUAA